AUGGCCUCCAAGCAGAUGGUGCAUAUGAACCAAGGACAAGGGGAAAGAAGUUAUGCUCGCAACUCUGGUAUUCAGAAUGCUCAGCAGAACAGGAUGAAGCUCCUGAUAGAAAGAGCCAUCAUAGACUUAUGCAGCAGCACCUUGUUACCUGAAACAAUGGUGAUCGCGGACUUGGGCUGCUCUUCUGGCCCAAACGCGCUGGCACUGGUAUCGGUCGUUGUCGAGGCGAUCCAUGGUUACUGUCUUCAGUUCCAGCAGCCACCACCGGAGCUAUGCGUGUUCCUCAACGACUUGCCUGACAACGACUUCACUACAGUGGUGAAGAGCCUUGUCACACUCCGUCGAAUUAACGACCCUGUUGUCGUGACGGGAGUCGCACCGGGGUCGUUUUAUGAGAGGCUCUUCACCAGUAGCUCAGUGCAUCUUGUGUGCUCGUCCAGUAGCCUGCACUGGCUCUCAAAGGCUCCUGAAGUUCUAAGGAGGAACCAGAUCCCGGCUUACUACAUUGAUGAGCAUGUUAGGCGUGAAAAGCUCCCUAUGGUCCUUGAGGCUUAUGUACAGCAGUUUAGGAAGGACUUCAAACAUUUCCUGGAACUGAGAGCCAAAGAAUUAGUCCCGGGAGGCCAGAUGGUUGUUUCCAUUAUAGGAAGGCAUUCUGAUGGCAUCGCCCCCUUUCACAUCUGGGACAUCCUUGCUCAGGUUCUAAGCCUUAUGGCCUCAGAGGGUGUAAUCGACAAGGCGAAGUUUGAUUCUUUCUGCGUGCCAGUCUAUGGACCUUCAAAGGAAGAUUUAAGGGAGAUCAUCCAAGAAGAUGGUUCCUUUUUCAUCAAGGAGUUUCUGGUGCAUGAUUUUUUAAGCGACCUAGACAGUGCACUCGUCACCCCAAGCUGGAUCGCCAACCAGAUAAGAGUAGUGUACGAACAGAUAGUCGUGCAACAUUUUGGGGAUGUGAUGGACGAAUUCGUGAGGAUCGCGGAGCGGCGCUGGAGCCUGGAUGCAAGCUUGCUGCAGCAAGACCAUGCCGGAUUAGCUAUGCUGACUCUGUCGGUCGCCAAGGCCUGAUGGAUUGAUGGUCUUGGCCGGUGGUGUGACUGCUUUGCUUUUU
Messenger RNA from Triticum aestivum (bread wheat), 1105 nucleotides. RefSeq names its product probable jasmonic acid carboxyl methyltransferase 2. The transcript is spliced from 4 exons. The record is from RefSeq and is a predicted model, not a curated record. Gene Ontology annotation, molecular function: methyltransferase activity. NCBI's taxonomy places the organism in Eukaryota, Viridiplantae, Streptophyta, Magnoliopsida, Poales, Poaceae. Bases 1 to 1062 code for a protein of 353 amino acids.